UUGACUGUUUGACUUUCACUGUAACGUCAAAUAAUUCGAUCAUAACCUAGCUUUCUUUUCCACCGGAAGAGAAUAUCGGGAUCUUGAAGCUCUUCAACUUUAAUCAUGACUUCUCUUUGCCGGAAAAACGAUUCACGUCCAAAGUUUUCUGCUACCAAAUUCAGUUUCAUUAAGUUUAUUUCGGAGAGCAGUUCUAAAGAAACAAACCUUAAAGUUCCUACGAGUUAUGUGAAGAAAUAUCAGGAGAAAUAUGGAAAAGAGCUAUCAAAGGUUGUACAUCUUAAGCUUCCAUGUGGUACAGAAUGGGAAGUAGAAGUCACAGGUCACAAUGGUCACUUUUGGUUCGAGAAGGGUUGGGAAGAUUUUUGCAAGUUUUACUCCCUCCAGUCACGCGACUCGCUGGCUUUUCAAUAUGAAGCAAAUUCCAGAUUCAAAGUUAACAUCUUUGAUAAAUCAAAAACAGAGAUUGACUAUCCUAUCAAAAGCCCUGAUAUGCAAGAAAAUGGUGUAAAUGAUCAUUCUCCACCGGCUAGUCCUCCACUGCCUCAAAAGAAGAAAGAAGCAACUUCAAGUGGUGGGAAAAAGGAUCUUUCUGCCGAAAAGGAUGAGGGAGGGAAGUCAAGUACUACUCAAAGAUCCCAAAAACCAACAACCGAGGUUCCUAUGAGGAUGCACUCCUCGGCUAUAGGUGGAAAAGCUACAGCUCUUCAGAGAGCUAAAGAAUUCAAGUCUAGAAACCCUUCCUGCUUCUUGGUUAUCAUGCACGCCUCAUAUAUCAAAGGAACUAUGCUCUGGCUGUCAACUGAGAUCUCCAUGAAUAUGUUAACAUAUCUUGGUCAGAAUUCUGGUAAUGUUAGCCUUCGUGUUUCGGAAGGGAGUACAAGGGGACUUUGGACUGUUGAAAUGAAAUAUGAUACAGAAAGAGCCACAUUCCGGUUGCAGAGUGGUUGGAAUAAAUUUGUUCAAGGAAAUAAUUUGAAUGCUGGUGAUGUUUGUGGUUUUAUGUUAAUUGACGAAAUUGGACUUUUAUUUGAAGUUAAUAUUUUCCGCAGAACAGAAGUUGCAACCUCAUCACCAGGCUAUGAUGAAUAUGAUGUGGAUGACAAAGAUGACCAUGGGCUUCAUGAUGCCAAUGAUGACUAUGCAGCUGAUGAAAACAGGCACCGUUCUUUCAGAACUGUCCUACUGAAGUCUUCUAUCAGUCAUUGUUUGUGGUUAUGUUCUAGGUUUUCUCAGAAACAUCUCAGUGAUAAGCCUAGUAAUGCCGAGCUGCAUGUUCCUGGUGGGACGACAACUUGGUGUGUUGGAUUGAAAUAUGAGGUUGGGAGAAAAAGAGCCAAAUUUCAGUCUGGUUGGACCAAGUUUGUGAGAGACAAUAAUUUGAACAUUGGAGAUGAGUGUGUGUUUGUGUUGACUGAUGAAAAUAUAUUUUCAUUUGAAGUUGUCAUAGUAGCUGCAAAAUCCACCUUGCCACCAGACAUUGAUGAUGCUAAUGACAACAUCAAAGAUGAUGAGGAUAAUAAGAAUGAGGACGAUGAUGAUACUAGUGAUGAUGAAGGUGAUCAUUCUGAUGAUGAAAACGACCACAGCGAUGAAGAUGAUGAAUAUUCAACAGCACAACAGCUUCACAAGAGAAAGAGAUCAAGUUCAAGUACCAAAAGUAGCAUCAGAGAUGUUGGUGCUUCGACUAGUACUGGACAAUUUUUAAAACGAAGACCUGGUGUUCCAAGGAGUAUGCAUCCAGUAAGGACCACGAAAAAUGAUAUAGCUCUUCAGAGAGCUAAAGUCUUCAAGUAUGUAGAACCUCAUUUUGUGGUUCCAAUGACUGCCAGAAAUGUCCACGAAUCUUUUCUUAAGUUGCCAUCUGCUUUUGUCCAGAAACAUCUUGAUAAGAGGCCUAGUCAUGUCAGCCUGUGGGGUUCAAAUGACAUAUAUUGGCCUGUCGAGUUACAUUUCAGCAAAGGAGCUAGCUUCCAGGGCGGUUGGAUUGAAUUUGUGCAACGCCAUAAUCUGAAAGAGGGUGAUGCAUGUGGCUUUGAGUUGACUGAGAAGAGAAAGUUUCUGUUUGAUGUUCACAUUUUCCACACCACAUAGAAGCUUGCAGGCAAGUAAUUUAUGUAGCUUUGCCGUCUGCAGAAUUUGCACAUGUACAUUUUGUCUCUUAUAAUUUUCUUGUUUUGAAAAUAGGCAACUGCCUUGGCUAAUCAAGUUGAA
Rosa chinensis is the source of this 2214-nucleotide messenger RNA. Its product is annotated as B3 domain-containing protein LOC_Os12g40080. NCBI's taxonomy places the organism in Eukaryota, Viridiplantae, Streptophyta, Magnoliopsida, Rosales, Rosaceae. Bases 106 to 2094 code for a protein of 662 amino acids. Gene Ontology annotation, molecular function: DNA binding. The record is from RefSeq and is a predicted model, not a curated record. The transcript is spliced from 8 exons.